UGAGAGGUCAGCGGCCGUGACACGCUGGAGGGAGACGUCGGGGUGGCUUUGUGGUCAUGUCAUCGCUGCCAACGGUCGUCUCAUGGUUGUGCAGCCUGACUCUGAAGAAGCUGGUGGUCUUCAAGGAGCUGGAGAAGGAGCUGAUCUCCGUGGUGAUCGCCGUCAAGAUGCAGGGCUCCAAACGGAUCCUGCGGUCCCAUGAGAUUGUGCUGCCCCCCAGUGGACAAGUGGAGACAGACCUGGCCCUGACCUUCUCCCUGCAGUAUCCUCACUUCUUGAAGAGGGAAGGCAACAAGCUUCAGAUCAUGCUGCAGCGCAGAAAGCGCUACAAGAACAGAACCAUCCUGGGCUACAAGACGCUGGCCGUGGGCUCCAUCAGCAUGGCUGAGGUGAUGCAGCACCCGUCUGAAGGCGGCCAGGUGCUGAGCCUCUGCAGCAGCAUCAAGGAGGCCCCCGUCAAGGCAGCCGAGAUCUGGAUUGCCUCCCUGUCCAGCCAGCCCAUUGACCACGAGGACAGCGCCAUGCAGGCCGGCCCCAAGGCCAAGUCCACGGAUAACUACUCUGAGGAGGAGUAUGAGAGCUUCUCCUCUGAGCAGGAGGCUAGUGACGACGCUGUGCAGGGGCAGGACUUGGACGAGGAUGACUUCGACGUGGGGAAGCCGAAGAAGCAGCGGAGAUCGAUUGUAAGAGCGACGUCCAUGACCAGGCAACAAAACUUCAAGCAGAAAGUGGUGGCGCUGCUGCGGAGGUUCAAAGUGUCCGAUGAGGUCCUGGACUCGGAACAGGACCCUGCGGAGCACAUCCCCGAGGCGGAGGAGGACCUGGACCUCCUAUAUGACACGCUGGACAUGGAGCACCCCAGCGACAGCGGCCCCGACAUGGAAGACGACGACAGCGUCCUUAGCACCCCCAAGCCAAAGCUGCGGCCGUACUUUGAAGGCUUGUCACACUCGAGCUCGCAAACAGAGAUCGGGAGCAUCCACAGCGUCCGCAGCCACAAGGAGCCCCCAAGCCCGGCGGACGCGCCCGAGAAGACACGGUCCCUGGGAGGCAGGCAGCCGAGCGACACUGUCUCUGAUACGGUGGCCCUCGGUGUGCCGGGCCCGAGGGAGCAGCCUGGACAGCCUGAGGACAGCCCCGAGGCUGAGGCCUCCACCCUGGACGUGUUCACAGAGAGGCUGCCGCCCAGCGGGAGGAUCACCAAGACAGAGUCCCUUGUCAUCCCCUCCACCAGGUCCGAGGGGAAGCAGGCUGGCCGACGGGGCCGGAGCACGUCCCUGAAGGAGCGGCAGGCAGCGAGGCCCCAGAAUGAGCGGGCCAACAGUCUGGACAACGAGCGCUGCCCGGAUGCCCGGAGCCAGUUACAGAUCCCCAGGAAGACUGUCUAUGACCAGCUCAACCACAUCCUCAUCUCCGAUGACCAGCUUCCCGAAAACAUCAUCCUCGUCAACACCUCGGACUGGCAGGGGCAGUUCCUCUCCGACGUCCUGCAGAGGCACACGCUCCCCGUGGUGUGCACGUGCUCUCCCGCGGACGUCCAGGCAGCCUUCAGCACCAUCGUCUCACGGAUACAGAGAUACUGCAACUGCAAUUCCCAGCCCCCGACCCCCGUGAAGAUCGCCGUGGCGGGAGCGCAGCAUUACCUCAGCGCCAUCCUGCGGCUCUUCGUGGAGCAGCUGUCCCACAAGACGCCCGACUGGCUCGGCUACAUGCGCUUCCUGGUCAUCCCGCUGGGCUCCCACCCCGUGGCCAGGUACCUAGGCUCCGUGGACUACCGCUACAACAACUUCUUCCAGGACCUGGCCUGGAGAGACCUGUUCAACAAGCUGGAGGCCCAGAGUGCGGUACAGGACACGCUGGACAUUGUGUCACGCAUCACCCAGUACAUCGCAGGGGCCAACUGUGCCCACCAGCUUCCCAUCGCAGAGGCCAUGCUGACCUACAAGCAGAAAAGAUCUCUCAUAGUAGGCGCUGUUUCCACACCUGUUUCUGUGCAUGUUGAAACCCCGCGUGAUGAGAAGUUGACAGGAUGGACAGCUGUCAUGGGGCUAGGGUGGCAGUGGCCCAGCUCCUCUAGUCUGGGCACCUGUUCCUUCCACAGACUGGGUUUCCCGGGCUGGGGAACCGAGGAGUCCCUGGGCCUCAGGCCCUGUGGGUGAGUGAUCAGCUUGUGUCCUCACCUGCCCAGAGCAGGACAGUGCUCAGGAGCCCCGGGCCGAACGCCCUGCAGAGACCUGUGUGUCCCACCCGGUGCCUCCUCCCUGCACAUCCGGCACCAGCCGUCCCACACCUUCCCUAGACUACGGGGGAGAGAGCUGAGUGCAAGGCGCAGAGCCAGCACUCACGGGCUCUCCCACACAGGAACCCCAGCGAGGCGGGAGCCACUGAGUGCCCUUGGCAGUCCCCGGAGGGCUCCUGAGGGCAUCGUAACGUGUCUGUGUUUUCUCUUUUGGUGGCUUUCUGAAAAGGAAAAAGCAUUUUCAUUUUGACUUUACCCUAAGGUAUGGCUCUCUGGGUCUGCCUCCCACCCUGUCUGUCCCCAGGCUGGUCUUUAGGGCUUGUUUAGCAGAGUCACCAUCCGGGUCACCCUGCUGUCCUCUCUCGGGACUGGGAGUCAGGCCCUGAGGGCCGCCAGCUGCAGGCUGAGAGCCCGCGUGGGAGAGGGGAGGUGGCCCCAACCGGAGUCACUUUGCGCUGACGUGAACCCUUUUCCUCCAUCCAGUCUCUCACCCUGAGUCAGGAAAGCAGCAGAUGUGCCCUCCUGUCCCCGGGCCAGGCCCGUGUGCUGGGACUCCACCCCAGAGCCCUGAAGCCUGCAGGUCAGCCAGGCAGGCCUUGUCCCCACUCUGGUUUGGCCCUGGGUUUUGGUUUAAGAAGUGGCCAGGUUUAGCCCCUCCUCAUUUUAAACCAGGAGCGAGUGGCUGAUGUAGACACCAGGGCCACCUGGGCCAGGCUGUGCCCCAGGCCCUUCACGUUUGUUAACCUGGCAGCAGCCUAGCAGGGGCACUGGUGCACGCCCUACACAUGGGGAUGCUGAGGCAAGUAGAUAAGGAGCAGGCCCGGUGACACGGCAGUCAGCGGCUGGGCCCUGGGCUGCCUGCACGCUGCAGAGCCUGGCUCCCAGGGCUCCCUUGAGCACCCAGGGCCAGCAGAGAGGGCUUUCCAGCAUCUUGUGGCUUACCUGGAGAUGAGGCCAAACUACUGAGACCUCCAAAUGGGGGUAAAGAGCUUUUGUUCUGAGGCAGCUCCACCCCCUAAAACCUUUCAUGUUUAGAGCCAAGUCUCAGGCACCCCCAGAGCUGCCCUUUCAGACAGAGCCAUCCCUUUUCCUUGGCCAGGUGUGUCCUGCUGCAGGGUGGGGGACCCUGCUGGUCCUCCCAUGGGGCUCGUCCUCUGCUCCGUGUCUUCUGCCCUGUGUGAGGUCAUUUGUUGUCCUGGGAAACCCACCCCCACACCCCACCCCAGUGCAGGGUAGUUGGGUCCCUGGGGCCCCCUUGCUGGAAAUACUGCAGGCCUAGGAGCUGCUCAAAGUGGACAGCCUGGGACCACCCACAGCUGCAGGGCUGGGCGCUAGGAAGACACAGGAAGGGGGCUGAGCAUCCCACGUCUUGUCCUGCUAAACAAGCCUUUGCAGGUGAAAGACCAGCCAUGGGGGCCUCUCCCCUGCUGACCCCCGGCGGCCUGCACCCUUGCCCCCUGGCUGUGGCACGAAGAGCCUGCAGCAUGCUCUGGCUGCCCAGGCUGUGGAUGCAGCUUCUUGUCCCUCCCAGGUCAGCUCUUCUGAGCAGCAAGCCAGGGCCUUAGGGGACCCUAACACCCACUCCCACCCUGCUCCUCCUGCCCCUGCCUCCGCGUUACAGGGGUGACGCUGGCUGCCUCCGCGUUACAGGGGUGACGCUGGCUGCCUCCGCGUUACAGGGGUGACGCUGGCUGCCUCCGUGUUACGGGGUGACACUGGCUACCUGGGGCCCUGGAAGGAACCCAGCGAAGGCCAUGAGUGUCUUACCUGCUGUCUCUACUCAGAGGAGGGUCAGUUGGGAGGCUGACAGAGGGCAGGUGGCAGGCGGUGGCACAGCCCUUGUGGCAGGGGACCUGUGCAGGGUCCUCUCCAGCCAGGCUCCCCUGUGAGAGUCCCUUGUGAGAUGACCCCUGCUGGCCUGCCCUCCUCUGCCCAGAAUGGCACUCCUCCUAUGAGGGCAGGCCAGGCCUGCAGGGUGGCCACAAGCCCCAGCCUGCCCGUGCAGCACACAUGGGUGAAAAGGGCUGCUCAGGCAUCCGGCAGCUUGCCCAGAGCCAGGCAGAGUGGCCCGAGGGGCAUCUGCGCCCUCCGUGCCUGCGGGGCCUCCCCGCGCCGCGGUGCUGUGCUCCUCACGCUCCUGACCACUCUGCCUCCACAGACACGUGUGUGCCUCCAGGGUCAGGGUGAGGGUCUCAGUGUCCAGCUGGUGUCAUCCCUGUCAUAUCGGCCCAUGUCCAGGGCUGGGUGCUGUCUGCAUGGCCCAGAGGUGCAGCUUGGCUUUGAAAGUUCCGGCAACAUCCCUGUGUUGUGAUGUCUCCUGCAUUCGGCCCUCAUGUGCCACGCACUGCCCCAUGGGCCUCGGAGCAGAGCAUGGAUGGGAGGCCACCCUGCCAUGGCUGGCUCGGUGGGGGGUCUGGCUCGGCAGAGGGCAGGUGGCCCCGGGAAUUGGAGCCACCUGUGCCCUGGGGACCAGCAGCCACCACCUGCCUUCUGUGCCUUCGCGGGCCUGGGAGGACACAGAUGUCACUGAGAUUUCCAAACACUUGUCUGCUCAACGAGGAUAGUGGGAUGUCAAGGGCCACGUCCAGGCACUCCUGCCUGACAGCUGUGGACAGAGCCAGGGUGCUGGGGGGCCAGGAGGCCGCUCUGAGCCGUCCUGAGGCAGAGGCGGGCCCGAACACAGGAUGUGCAUCACUUGAUGUUAUUUGAACUGGACAAGAAGAGGGGAAAGUUUCUCUUUCAACUCUCUUUUCCUUAGAAAUGGAACUAGGCCUGGGACAUCUUUAAUGGGAUGGACGAAAUCUGUAGGUGGUUUCAUCCAGAGGCAUUCGCCAGGCCUUCUGCAGAGGGUGGGCCAGGAGCUAUCCAGGUUGGCGUCGGGGGAGGGUGGGUCUUGCCAGCCGCCGUCUCCUCACACUGGUGCUGCUGGGACCAGCCGCGGGGGCUGCCUCCUGGGAGUGUCCUCUGGACCGGCCCCCGGGCAGGGGCUGUUUUGCUCGUGGGCACGCUUGGUGUGGAGCACUGGGAUCAAGUCUCUGCCCUGCAGGGCUCUUGGGGAGAUAGUGCUGCUGGUCCUGGGAGCCGGUGCUCCAGGCAGACGGCCGGGCUGGGCCUGUGGCAUCCUCCCCCGGGCCUCUUUCCUGCAAGGGAUUCUCCCUCUGCUGACAAGAACCCAAGGGAGGGCCGGGGCCACUGGGUGAGCCCAUGUCCUGCCCCUGGUGCAGGGCUGUCCCUGAGGGGCACCCUGCUGGCCUGGCCAUUCUUGUCCUGCCCCCAGCGCUCCAGGGGCAACAGGUGCUCCUCUGCAAUGUGUGUGCACAGUCUCCACCUGUAAGACAGCCACUUGCUGGCAUCAGACUCUGCGGUUUGGGGAAACGAGACAGAAGAGACAGCUGGGAGAACUGCCCAGAGAGACGGCACCAGUUGCUGAUGUGGUCUGGCUGAGGAAGCCGGGCGGGGAGGCACCCCUGUCCCUAAGUGCAGGCCACGGGGAGCCUUGAGGCCAGCGGAGAGAAGGAAAGAGGGGAGCCAGACCCAUUCCACCACUCAGGAUAGGCCCUGCCCUCUGGGUCUUUCCUGGGGCCCAGAAGGAGAUGCCCCACCUUACCCUAGCUGCCAGCAGGGCUUCAUGCUGUGCCGGCCCCUUGUCUUGUGGGAGAGCUUCCGGGGCCCAAGCCUAGGUUGCAGUGGCCACGGUCAGCAGGAGCCUGCGUGAAGCCGGACCACAGGACAGCCCUCCUUGAGCCGCACACAUCGGAGGGGAAGACAGAUGGGUCCUCUCAGCAGCCCUACAGCUCAUUUCCUCACACCCUUGGCAUCUUCGCGUGGACGGGCUGUGACCAGACCUCUAGAAGAGGCUGCUGUUAUCUGCCAAAUGUUGUAUGGGGCCAAGUCCAGACAAAACCUCCACUGUCCACCGAGCACAUCAUCUCACGCGGGUCAUGGCCUGGGGUGUGCUGGGCCUGCCUGCAGGCUGUGCUUGGGGUGUUCUGGUACAGUGGCCUCUCAUGUGGGCACGGACAUUACCCAGAUGGUCUGGAGAAAACCUCUCCGCCCUGGCUUUGGUGCUGCUGAUUACCAGAGAGGGCCCAGGCUCCUCCCAGGAGUCCCAGGGCACCAGUAGCUGCCCUUACCCAGCGGAGCAGGGGUACCCAGCUUGGUGGAGCAGCGGAAGUGUAGGCUGGACGGGGCUGAGCUGGCUGCGUGGGCGUUGGGCACCUAGGAUGGCUGAGUGAAUCCCUCCGUGGAGCUCUGCCUUCUGGCCUGUCCUGACCAUGGGUGCACAGAGACCCCUUUCUCCUUCUCGCAUGUCAGCAUGUCAGAAGGGGCCCAAACUUUGGUCCUGGGGGCCAGGCCAGGGCUGGCAGUGGUUGGGGAUGGGUGGGGCUGGGACACACUGGGCAGGGCCGACUGGGGCAGGGCCGUGGCCCUGGGGCUGUGCCAGGUUCUCAGGCCAAGAGGGAGCUGUGCCCAACAGGCGGGGCUGUGCCCUGAGGAGAGCUUAACUGUCUGUUUCCUUGC
Molecule: messenger RNA, 6760 nt
Organism: Piliocolobus tephrosceles (Ugandan red Colobus)
Lineage: Eukaryota; Metazoa; Chordata; Mammalia; Primates; Cercopithecidae
Gene: PACS2
Product: phosphofurin acidic cluster sorting protein 2
Exons: 19
Coding region: 57-2159 (700 amino acids)
Biological process (GO): protein localization to plasma membrane
Molecular function (GO): transmembrane transporter binding
Source: RefSeq, a predicted model, not a curated record